GUAGCAUGUGGUCUCUCUGGAAAAAAAGGACGGGGGGAAAGUACAAAUGAAACACGAGUGUAGGCAGCUAGCCUGGCUCUGCCUGGUUGGUGCUUUGUGCUGCAGUCUCAAGUGACCACUCUCCAGAUUCACAAAACAGGAUCUGUGGGCAUUUAGAGGUGUCAGCAUGGCGUGUUCCAAUGAGGAUAUGAUGCAUGUGGUGAUAGUGGGGAUUAUACUGGGAGUGGCAUGUUCAGGUCAUGGUGCCAUCCAACACCCUCACUAUGAUGACACUCCCACACCAGAAUUUCUCAACCCCUCCUGGAUGGUGGAUAUCCUCGAGAACCAGUCCCUGUCUGAGGUCACUAUGCCAGGCACCCACAACACGAUGGCCCUUUAUGGUGGCUCCCUUGCUCAGUGCAACUCCUGGCCCCUGGCAAGUCAACUCCAGGCUGGCAUUCGCUUUUUAGAUAUACGUGUACGUCACAUACGGGGAAACCUCACCAUCCAUCAUGGCAUCUCCUAUCAGUGGGCACACUUUGGGGACGUGCUAGAGGGCAUAGCGUCUUUUUUGAAGCAGCAUCCCACUGAGACAGUGCUGAUGAGGCUGAGAGAGGAGUUGAGUGAGACUGGAGAUAUCUACGGGGCAGUGGUACGCUAUGUUCAUCAAUAUGCCCACUGGGAUCUGCUCUGGCAUAGCCGGCUAAUGCCAACCAUGGGAGAGGCAAGGGGCAAGCUGAUUGUCCUGCAAGACUUCCCUGGACCUGACCUGGGCAUGCGGUACCGAUCCCUGGAUAUCUCUGAUUACUGGAAGGUGUCCUCCCUCCAGCCUGAGCAGGUGGAUAAGAAAUGGACGCACGUCUACACCCACCUGGAAGAGGCUGUGGUGGGCAACAAGGCCCGUAUGUUCCUCACAUAUGCCAGCGGCGCCAGCAUCUUAGCACACCCCAAUGCCCUGGCCAAGCGCAUUAAUCCACGUCUGUAUGACUACUUAAGUGGCCAUGCAGGCCAGAGGAAGCGCUUUGGCAUCAUCACAAUGGACUUUCCAGGAGCAAUGUUAGUGAAAACUAUCAUUGACUUUAACUAUGGAGUAAAAAGGAUGGAAUAAAAACAAAAUACACAGUAAACCUUAUUGUCAGCUCUUGUGUUUCAUACUAUGGAGUGACAUUGUGGAAUAUAUGUUCUUCAUUGCUGUGAAGAAGUUUAUUCAAGGUCAUCAUGAGAUAUUGGGUUAAAUUGAUAAUUACCAACUAAUCUCAAAUUUGACUGUGAAAACAAAAAGUACUACUGAAAAACUGAAUACUUGUACUUUCCCUCAAUUACAUUUCCAAGAGAAAAAAACAUACUAUUAUUUCACCCCUUACCCGAAAUGUAGGUUCAAGUUAGAGACUUGGACUUAUACUCAAAUUGUGUGUUGACUGACUCAUGAAACAACUUGGACUCACUCUGAAAUGGCUUAAGACUUAUGACUUGUUAAAAACAGAUAGAAAAAAAAAGAAAACAGCUGAUUAAACGAAGCCGCCAGACUUCAUUUGGUAAAUUAAUAAAACUUUUCAUUUCCAACCUUAUAUGUAUGUCUUUCAAUUAAAACUGCUGACCUGCAUGUAGUUCAGAUGUAUGCAUGUCAUCUAUCACACUAGCUAACCUAGCUGAAGUUUUCAGGUAAUGUACUUGAAGUUUUUAAAAAGUUUCAGUUGAUUAUUUAGUUGGAUAUCGUGUUAUUGUGCUUGCUAGCCUAUAUGCUAUAUAAACUACAGACUAAACAACCA
This is a messenger RNA of Pygocentrus nattereri (red-bellied piranha), 1748 nucleotides long. RefSeq lists its product as uncharacterized. Gene Ontology annotation, biological process: lipid metabolic process. The coding region runs from base 167 to 1087 and encodes 306 amino acids. The transcript has 4 exons. NCBI's taxonomy places the organism in Eukaryota, Metazoa, Chordata, Actinopteri, Characiformes, Serrasalmidae. Gene Ontology annotation, molecular function: phosphoric diester hydrolase activity. The record is from RefSeq and is a predicted model, not a curated record.